Molecule: messenger RNA, 3487 nt
Organism: Penaeus chinensis
Lineage: Eukaryota; Metazoa; Arthropoda; Malacostraca; Decapoda; Penaeidae
Exons: 15
Coding region: 210-3446 (1078 amino acids)
Cellular component (GO): cell surface
Molecular function (GO): heparin binding
Source: RefSeq, a predicted model, not a curated record
ACAAUAACUUGACGGCAAUCCUGAACAGUCAGAAUAUAUUUGACGUUAUAUUUAAAGAAACGGUAUCUCUUCCUACUGUAAUCUACAGUGGUACACUCAGAGGUCUGAACCUAGUUAGCCUUGCAGGGGAUCUAAUCUACACCUCGGAUAGUUCUGCACUGCUAACUGGUCCCAAAACCUUUAAUGCCGAUCUUCAGACUUCUGAUGCCAUGUUCAUGGCCACAUUUAAUGGUUUAAGUUUCGAAGAGUUUGUGACGACUAACGAUGCUAAAACCAUCUCUGGAGUAAAAACCUUCAAUAAGCCAGUUACUUUCUUCUCGAGUCUUGAUGUAACCGGUCUAGUUGAUAGUGUGGACUUGAAGCAACUCUUUGAUUCUGCCCUUUACUUGGACAAAGCAGGACAAGUGGUAACAGGAAAGAAGACCUUCACUGGUCCAGUGUCGGCUGGAGAACUCGACGUACAGGGCCAAGUAUCUGGUGUAGACUUCAACAAGGUGCUGGCUAACAAUGGUGACCAAACCUUCACUGUUCCCCAGAAGUUUGCAGCAGCCUCCUUUGGUGCUCUGGAUACUAACCAAAUAGACCUGUCUGAUGGCUUCACAAUUAAUGGUAUUGACAUUUCUGUGCUCGACGGCGUCCGCAUGAGCCGCAAGAACCCUACUCCCCACCAGGGUGUCCUAACUGUAAAUGGAAUGGUAUCUGUUAUUGGCUCAUUUAAUGCAGUAAACAUUGAUGGACAUAAUGUUGCACAGUUGAAGAACAACAUUGUCACAGAUGAUGCAGACUCGACCAUCUCGUCAGACCUGAGCUUUGGAAUCCUAACUGUGAAAGGAUCUGUAAGUACAGCUAACAAGGCUGGUGCUAAUGGCAGGAAUAUAAGCAGAAUCCACGAAAAUGCAGUCCUCCUAGGAGGUAACAAUGCCAUGACCGGAUCUGUGACCUGGGGUGACCUUGACCUGCAAGGUGAUGUUGCAGUUGGAGGACUUGUCAAUGGGAAGGAUCUGCAAAUGGUGCACAAUGAUGCAGUGUACAAAGAUGCCAGCUCUGUCCAGAUAACGGGCAAAAAAACCUUUGCAGAGUUUUCUGUUAAGGGAAAUAUCGACACAGCAUCUACAAAUGGAAUUGACCUGGGUGCAAGACUACUAACACUAGACACAGACCAGGAUGUUACAGCAUCAUACACGUUUUUCUCUCUGAAUGCAGAAAAGAAUCUUACUCUAGGUGGCACCUUUGAUGCAGUAGACCUUGAAGCCUUGGACAGUAUAGCUCUGAAACAAAGUUCGGAUGAAACCAAUGACAUCAUCUUCGAAGGAGUACAAGCAGAAAAUGUUCUACUUGAGAGUAAUCUAAAUACAGUGAAUGUAAAUGCUAGGUUAAAUGAUGCAGUUAGGCUCCAAGCACAAGACUUGGUAAUCUCUGGUAAGAAGACUUUCCUUAAAGACACCACCUUCAAGGGUCUUGAAGUUAAAACCCUUAAUGGCAAGGACUUGCCUGGCUACUUGAGCCAUGCUGUAAGAAAGAAUCUCCCCAUUAAUCUUGCAUCAAAUAUUCAAGUAAAUGGAUUAGUGAGUGCACCAUCAGUCACUGCAGGCUCUUUAAUUAUUGAGGGAACUGUGGAUAAUAUAGAUUACAAGACUCUAAUGACCAGUGCUGUUCUACUGGAUGACUCGAAGAGUCAUGGGAUAACUUUGGCUUUCGCAAAUGGCCUUUCUGUGAAAGGUGCCCUUGGAGCUACAACCCUUAACGGCUUUGACUUGUCAACACACUACCUCACCACAAAUACUGUGCAGAAUCUCUCCCCAGAUGUGGAAUUUGGAACCACUUCAACUGGUGGUAUAGCCGUUGAUGGACUAGUUAACACAAAGAAACUGCCGGAUGAAGUUGCAAAUACACUAAGUGUUAAUGGUGGGCAGACUGUAACUGGUAUGAAGAGCAUAACUGGACUCGUUAAAGUGGUCAACAAUUUAGAAGUGACUGGCAACACUAACAACAUAAAGAUGGCAACAGAGGCAAUACAUCUGUCUGAAGCGCCUACAGUCAAUGGUCGCCUCAAGUUCUCUAGUGGCUUGACCACUUCAUCCCUGACUAGCAGCACCAGUGUGAUAAGUGGCCUUGAUAUGAGUGAUCUCUCCAGUAAUGCAUGGUAUUACAAUGAGAAUGCUAUAAUUUCGGCAAGCAUGAUAUUCGAUUCUUCGGUUACUAUGAAGGACUCUUUAAUGGUUACUGGCACCAUUGAUGAACUUGACAUUGGACAAGUGUAUAACGAUGCAAAAACGGCAUUGAACCAAUAUUCUGCUUACAACGAAGGAAUUAAGAGUGAAUAUGCUGUAAAGUGCCCUCUCAUCAUGGAAGCCCACUCGGAUACUGAGAAAGCCAUAUUUGAUGCAGAUUACUUCCGGCUUGUACAAGAACUGCAUCUUGGUAAAAUGCACCAUGCCUCUACAACUUUCAGGGCUUCAGACACAACUUACGUUGUCAUAAGCUGGGAGGAUGAGUGCAGCUCGACAAUGUACAGGUUUGACGAGUCUUCAGGACUACUUGUCGGAGUCCAAACGCUUGUAGGGUCGGGAUAUGGUAGAGACUGGUUAGCAGUUGAGCAAGCUGAUGAGAUCUACUUGGUGAUGGCUGCAACAAGUGAAGGGAAUAACUGCACUACACAAAACAGUGUAGUCUGGAAAAUGUCUAAUGGUGCACUAUCGGUAUACCAAGAUCUGCUUCCUGGUACUUCCCUUGCUUCAAGCAAUGGUAUUCUAUAUGUAACUGCUAAAGAUGCAACCCAUGCAUAUAGCUUUGAUACUAGCACUUUGCUCUUCACACUUAUUAGUACAGAUAAUGCUGAAAUGGAUUCUGCAUUGCUAUCUAAAACUGGACACUUUGUGACUGCAAUGAAGAAGCAGGACCAAUUGGUCAUAAUGGUUGAAGGAAAUGAAGUCUCCCCCUUAAAAGCGAAAAUUGAUGACCUGGUGCUGUUUGAACAAUAUGGCAAAAUAUUCCUACUGGCAGCAGUAACCAGGAACCCUCUCCCAGGACUAGAACAUCACCUGGAGCUAUACAGCUUGGAUCCACAUGCAAUGACUCUGAAUUGGUUGGAUUCAAAACCCCUGUAUGAAGCUGCCACAAUAACUUCCUUCUACAGUGGAAAUGCAAUUAAGGGAAAAACCCUGGCAAUAGUUAUGCAAGAAAGCCACUGCCCAACUGUUUAUUCAGUACUUGGCUCCGAGUUGACGUUCUUCUCGGAUCUCUCUACUCCCAAAAUAACUUGGGCUCGGCAUCUCACUGUGCCCAACAAGAUUUUCCCAGAGAUCAAAGAUCACUACCUGCUGAUAGGCAAAGACUCCUCUACUAAGCUUCUGUACCUUGAAAUGAAUGGCUUGACACAUGAAGCCUCAGACCACACAUGUCAAGUGGAAGUCUUCAAAUAUCCAGAGUUAAUACCACAAGUGUAACUAAAUUUUAAAAUUUUAUUAAACGGUUUAACUAAAAAAAA